GAAAAUGGACGUGCACCUUUAACGUAUACAUCAGACGUCACUCUCUUAAGAGACAUACGGUAAUGCUUCCGCCCUCGCGUAAACCUCGAGAAGGAGGGGGCAGCAGGAUGUGUCAUCAUUCUGCGCCGGCCUGCCCAGCGACGCGCCGGCGGCUGGCGCAGCCCUUCGCUCGCCCGGCCUCCCCCUCCCCGGUUCCGCGCUCUGGUUCCGCCAUGGAAUCCAACAAGGAUGAAGCCGAGCGCUGUAUUAGCAUCGCUCUCAAGGCCAUCCAGAGCAAUCAGCCCGACCGGGCGCUCCGCUUCCUGGAGAAGGCGCAGCGACUGUACCCGACACCACGGGUUCGUGCUCUGAUCGAAUCCCUCAACCAGAAACCACAGCCUGCCAGUGAACAACCCCAACCCACAGACACGACCCACACGACCCACAGGAAAGCAGGUGGGGCCGAUGCCCCCUCGGCCAAUGGGGAAGCUGGAGGUGGAGAGAGCACCAAAGGCUACACUACAGAACAAGUAGCGGCUGUGAAAAGGGUCAAGCAGUGUAAAGAUUACUACGAGAUCCUGGGGGUGAGCAGAGGGGCUUCAGACGAGGACCUGAAGAAGGCCUACCGAAAACUGGCCUUGAAAUUCCACCCCGACAAGAACCAUGCACCUGGUGCCACUGAGGCUUUCAAAGCCAUCGGCACAGCCUAUGCGGUACUGAGCAACCCUGAGAAGAGGAAGCAGUAUGACCAGUUUGGGGAUGACAAGAACCAGGCAGCCCGGCAUGGCCAUGGCCAUGGGGACUUCCAUCGCACCUUCGAGGCUGACAUCUCCCCUGAAGACCUCUUCAACAUGUUCUUUGGUGGUGGCUUCCCUUCUAGUAAUGUCCACGUCUACAGCAAUGGCCGAAUGCGCUAUACUUACCAGCAAAGGCAGGACCGCAGGGAGAACCAGGGUGACGGCGGGCUGGGGGUGUUUGUCCAACUGAUGCCCAUCCUCAUCCUGAUUCUCGUGUCAGCUCUGAGCCAGCUUAUGGUCUCCAGUCCACCCUACAGUCUGAGCCUGAGGCCGUCCGUGGGCCAUGUCCACAAGCGAUUCACUGACCACCUGAACGUCGUCUACUACGUGGCAGACACCUUCUCCGAGGAGUACACAGGGUCUAGCCUCAAAGCAGUGGAACGGAAUGUGGAAGAUGAUUAUAUCGCUAACCUCCGGAACAACUGCUGGAAGGAGAAACAGCAAAAGGAAGGCUUGCUGUACCGGGCCCGCUACUUCGGCGACACAGAUAUGUACCACAAAGCCCAGAAGAUGGGCACUCCGAGCUGUAACCGACUCUCAGAGGUGCAGGCCUCCCUGCAUGGAUAGUCCUGGGCCAGCCACACCACCGAGGUCCAAACUAUGAAAUCCCUGGAGAAUUUUUGGUGACAUGCACUGAGCCAAGGUGAUGGACUUGUAUAUUUAAGGAAAGACAUAAAAAUGAAAAAAAUUAAAGUGGAAUUGGAGGCCGAACACCGCACAACUGCCCUCUCCCCCCAGUAAAUGCAGAUCGUUCUUAGGACAGACCAGAAGGCCUGCCUUCCUCCCAGGGCUGGCAAGGCCCCAGCUCCUAGGAUACAGGAACCAUGGCAACGAAAGUAGAAUGUAAAACUUGCAGCAAAUGUGUGGGAAGGGCUGGGGGAGGGGGUGGCCACUGUGUUCCCUCCCCCUCCCACUGGCUGUCACCUCUCAGAAGAGACCAGUCAGAUUUUGGGUCAAGAACAGAGCGGAGGAAGGAAACCUUUCCUUAGGAUGUAACUUAUAGAUGCAUGUAUAUGUAUAUAUAUCUAUUUAUAUGUAAAUAGGCAUAUAUAAAAAGAUAUAUAUAUAUAGUCUAACGUUUUAAACUCUGCAGGGAUUUGGUU
This is a messenger RNA of Chrysochloris asiatica (Cape golden mole), 1879 nucleotides long. It is a transcript of the gene DNAJB12, whose product is annotated as DnaJ (Hsp40) homolog, subfamily B, member 12. Bases 63 to 1343 code for a protein of 426 amino acids. The record is from RefSeq and is a predicted model, not a curated record. Gene Ontology annotation, molecular function: Hsp70 protein binding. Gene Ontology annotation, biological process: cellular response to misfolded protein. The transcript has 9 exons. Gene Ontology annotation, cellular component: endoplasmic reticulum membrane. NCBI's taxonomy places the organism in Eukaryota, Metazoa, Chordata, Mammalia, Afrosoricida, Chrysochloridae.